Gastrolobium bilobum is the source of this 1553-nucleotide messenger RNA. Its product is annotated as elongation factor 1-gamma-like. Gene Ontology annotation, molecular function: glutathione transferase activity; translation elongation factor activity. Lineage: Eukaryota; Viridiplantae; Streptophyta; Magnoliopsida; Fabales; Fabaceae. The transcript has 8 exons. The record is from RefSeq and is a predicted model, not a curated record. Gene Ontology annotation, biological process: translational elongation. The coding region runs from base 132 to 1394 and encodes 420 amino acids.
UUCCAACUCGUUCCUUUUCAUCUCUCUCUCUCUCUUUCUCAUCACAGCACAGCACAGCACACACAGUCGGCUUCGGAAGAACGCUCCCAAAAUCUUAAACAAGAGCGGCACGUUUUUCCUUGAAGGAAGCCAUGGCUCUGAUCCUGCAUGCACAGAAAACAAACAAGAAUGGUUAUAAGACUCUCAUUGCCGCAGAGUACACUGGUGUCCAAGUUGAAUUGGCCCCUAAUUUUGAGAUGGGCGUUUCUAAUAAAACUCCUGAAUUUCUCAAGAUGAAUCCUAUGGGAAAGGUUCCUGUAUUGGAGACACCUGAUGGUCCCGUCUUUGAGAGCAAUGCCAUGGCUCGUUACGUUGCUCGAUUGAAGGGCGACAGCACUCUGUUUGGAUCUUCUCCCAUUGAUUAUGCCCAUGUUGAGCAGUGGAUUGAUUUUUCAUCGAUGGAGAUUGAUGCUAAUCUUAUGAAAUUGUACCUACCAAGACUUGGAUUUGCCCCACACCUUCCUCCAGUUGAGGAGGCUGCAAAUUCUGCAUUGAAGAGAGCAUUUGGGGCUUUGAGCACUCACCUUGCCUUCAAUACUUACCUGGUUGGGCAUUCCGUUACCCUUGCUGACAUCGUAAUGACAUGCAAUUUGUAUUUCGGUUUCGCUCUGCUCCUAGUCAAGAGCUUCACCUCAGAGUUUCCUCAUGUUGAGAGAUACUUCUGGACCAUGGUCAACCAGCCUAGCUUCCGAAAGAUAUUAGGUCAGGUUAAGCAGACUGAUGCUGUGCUACCUAUUCAGUCUGCAAAGAAGCCUGCCCAGCCUAAGGAAUCUAAACCCAAGGCUAAGGAUGAACCAAAGAAAGUGGCUGUUCAAGAGCCAGAAAAGCCCAAAGAAGAAGCAGAAGAGGAGGAGGCACCCAAGCCCAAACCCAAGAAUCCUCUUGAUCUUCUUCCUCCGAGUAAGAUGAUACUGGACGACUGGAAAAGACUCUACUCAAACACUAAGACCAACUUCCGUGAGGUUGCAAUCAAAGGAUUUUGGGACAUGUAUGAUCCGGAGGGAUAUUCUCUCUGGUUCUGUGAUUACAAAUACAAUGAUGAGAACACUGUUUCCUAUGUGACUUUGAACAAGGUUGGUGGAUUUCUUCAGCGGAUGGAUCUGGCUCGCAAAUAUGCAUUUGGAAAGAUGCUUGUGAUUGGAUCAGAGCCGCCAUUUAAGGUGAAGGGGUUGUGGCUUUUCCGGGGGCAAGAAAUUCCUAAAUUUGUGAUUGAUGAAUGCUAUGACAUGGAGCUCUACGAAUGGACAAAGGUUGACAUCUCUGACGAAAAUCAGAAAGAGCGUGCGAGUCAGAUGAUUGAAGAUUUUGAACCAUUUGAGGGAGAACCUCUUCUGGAUGCCAAAUGCUUUAAGUGAAAAUUAAUCCCUAGUAGAAGGGGUAUGGUUUUGUCAUGUGUCUUUUUUAUUAGGAUUUGGUUUCUUUCCUAUUUAUGUUAGAGUGAAGUUUCUGCUGUUUUAUGAUUUUACCAACAUUGAAACUUAUAUAUGCUUGAUUAUGGUACCUUGAUUAGACGA